Hippocampus zosterae (dwarf seahorse) is the source of this 4279-nucleotide messenger RNA. Its product is annotated as protocadherin beta-16-like. Gene Ontology annotation, cellular component: plasma membrane. The transcript is spliced from 2 exons. Gene Ontology annotation, biological process: homophilic cell-cell adhesion. Lineage: Eukaryota; Metazoa; Chordata; Actinopteri; Syngnathiformes; Syngnathidae. The record is from RefSeq and is a predicted model, not a curated record. Gene Ontology annotation, molecular function: calcium ion binding. Bases 622 to 3150 code for a protein of 842 amino acids.
AAGUCAAUAUUGAAUGCAUUAUUUAAAAAAUAUGAAUGAAUCACGUAUCACUAUUUUUUUAUUUCAAAUAUAUCUAAUGAGAAAAUUUACUUUUUAAAAUGUAUUUUUAAUAUACUCUAAUGUAACAUUUUUACUCCCAUACUGAGGACUUUAGGAACGGGGAGAUCAAUAUUUUUGCCCAGAAAAUGUUUAAUGUGUUAUUCUAAGUGUCAUUGGCAAGAUAAUACAUUUAAUUAAACAAAUCUCUUUGGCAUCAAGUACUAUCUUAUUUUUUUCCUGGUGUUGCAAUUUCGGUAAUUAAUGGCCACAUCAGAUUAAAAUGAAAAAACCAAAAGUCUGAAGUCAUAUUUGAUUGCUUUUGAUAAAUAAAUGCACUACUGAGAAAAUGCUCUGAGCGCCGCUCGUGACACGUCAGUGAAUUAGUGUGAAAGGCCUGCGUGCAGUUGUCGUCCUCUUGGACUCCUUUCAGAGCUGCGUAGCGGAGAAAGACGACGGUCGGCUUGCCAUUUAAAACGCACGUUUUCUGUGGACUUUCAUAUUUAUUCUAUCUGAUUUGAUUGAGGAGUGUUUGUUUUUAUUUCAAAGGAAACAUCUUGAUAUAAUAUAUAUUUUUAAUUCACGAUGUACUAUUUGUGGAUGCUCGCCGUCAACGGCCGAUGGCGCACACUGUUUGCCAUUCUUUGUCUCUGUGAAUUGCGCUCCGCGAGUGGACAGGCUCGCUAUUCCAUACCGGAGGAGCAGGCGGAAGGCUCUUUUGUUGGAAAUAUUGCGAGAGAUUUGGGCUUGGACUUGGAGAGACUCGUGGCAGGUAAAGCUCGAAUUAUCACAAACGAAGAUCGACAAUAUGUUGAUUUAAAGCGAGACAAAGGCACGCUUAUGGUCAAAGAGCGCAUCGACCGAGAGGAGCUUUGUGGGAAGACGACGCCCUGCAGCUUCAGUUUUGACAUCAUUUUGGAAAACCCAAUCCAUGUUUAUCGUGUAAUAGUGGAGGUGGUUGACAUUAAUGACAACAGUCCCUCCUUCCCACAGUCUGAAAUCAAUUUGAAAAUCGUUGAAAAUGCUGCAAUGGGAACUCGUUUCUCUCUCGCGAAUGCAGCCGAUCCCGAUGUUGGUAUUAAUGAUAUUCAGAAAUAUGCACUUAGACCAUCAAAUAAUUUCAAAUUGGAAAAACACAAUCAACCAGAUGGUGAGGGUUUUAUAGAAAUGAUUUUGCAGAAGCCUUUAGACCGAGAACGAGAGGAGAGCCAUACACUCAUGUUGAUUGCUUCAGAUGGCGGUGAGCCACAUAGAUCAGGGACGGUGAGAAUUCUAGUCACUGUGCUGGAUGCAAACGAUAACGCUCCAGUGUGCUCUCAACCUGUUUAUAAGGUCGAUGUGCCAGAAAAUUCACCUGCAGGGACGGUAAUCGCGACUGUUAGUGCAAACGAUGCUGAUGCAGGAAUCAAUGGUGACGUCACUUACUCCACCCCUCAUGUGACCAAAGAGGAAGAGCAGCUUUUUCAUGUUAAUGCCAAAACGGGGGAGAUUAGACUUACUGGUUUAUUAGAUUUUGAAAAAUCAAAAAACUUUCAAUUGAAAGUCCAAGCUAGUGAUCAUGGUGGUUAUUCAGAUACAUGCAAAGUUAUUGUGAACAUACUUGAUGAGAAUGACAAUGUCCCCACGAUUAAGUUAAUGUCGUUUUCUCAAUCCAUACUUGAAGAUUCUCCCCCAGGUACAACUGUAGCUGUUUUUAACGUGAAUGAUGAAGACUCUGAGGGCAACGGUGUUGUCAAGUGUUCCAUUAACGACGACGUCCCUUUUAAAAUUGAGUCUUCUCUAACAGGUUACUACACCAUAGUGACUGAAAACGUCUUAGACCGGGAAAAUAUCCCUGAAUAUAACGUGACCAUAACAGUGUCUGACCAAGGCUCUCCACCUCUGUCGAGUAGUAAAAACAUCAACGUUAAAAUAUCUGACGUGAAUGACAACCCGCCCAAAUUUCAUCUGUCAGAAUACAGUAAGAUUGUGCCGGAGAACAACGCUCCUGGUUUUUCCGUGUUUACUGUCAGUGCUAGUGAUUCAGACUGGGGCCAGAACGCUCGAGUGUCUUACUUCCUAGAAGAGAAAGAAGUGAAUGGAGUAGCUAUGUCUUCUUUUGUCUCGGUAAAUUCAGAUAACGGUGUCAUCCACGCGGUCAAAUCAUUUGAUUAUGAACAAGUCAAAUCCUUCGACUUUAACGUUACUGCCCGCGACUCCGGAUCCCCUCCACUCACUUCUGUGGCCACAGUCCGCAUUCUGAUCCAGGACCAGAAUGACAACGCCCCUCAGGUCCUGUACCCGGUGCAGACGGGCGGCUCGCUGCUGGCCGAAAUGGUGCCUCGUUCGGCAGAUGUGGGCUUCCUGGUGACUAAAGUGGUGGCCGUGGAUGUGGACUCUGGCCAGAACGCCUGGCUCUCCUACAAAGUGCACAAAGCCACCGACAGGGCGCUGUUUGAAGUGGGCCUCCACAACGGAGAGAUCCGAACCGUCCGCCAAGUGACUGACAAAGAUGCUGUCAAACAAAGACUGACUGUUGUGGUUGAGGACAACGGGCGGCCCUCUCGCUCAGCGACGGUCAUUGUGAACGUGGCGGUGGCCGACAGUUUCCCUCAAGUGCUGUCAGAGUUCACUGACUUGAGCAUGCACGACAAGGAGUACAAUGACCAGUUGACUUUUUACUUAGUCUUGGCGCUGGCGGUGGUCUCCUUCCUCUUCAUCGCCUGCUUGCUGCUUAUCAUAUCGGUCAAAGUGUACCGGUGGAGACAGUCUCGCGUCCUGUACCACUCCAACCUGCCUGUCAUUCCGUAUUGUCCACCUCGAUACUCGGAUACUUUGGGGACGGGAACUCUCCCGCAUAUGUACAAUUACGAGGUGUGCAGGACCACCGACUCCAGAAAAAGUGACAUGAAGAAUAUGCAAGCCAUGAGUCAAAGUUUAGUGAGUGUGGAUGGAGCUGAUGCUGACAUGUUGCAUAUGAACAAGGAGCUGUCAGGAAACUGCUCACAGAUGUCAACCUUGGUGAGUCAGCAUUUCACCAUUCUUUCUUUGUUUUUGCAUCUGAUAACUUUCAUUGCUCUCAGUAGAGGAUUUUCAUUAAUUGUCAUUGCUGGAUGGAUGACAUCUUCAAUAUAAUUCUCAUCCGUGCAUAAGAUCAAAUUAGUGUCAUUGAAUGAAGAAAUAAGGUGUGCGGUAAAGUAGUAAUUCCUUGCACUGCAGCUUUUUGUCAAUUAAUCCAGUAAGAAUUGUUAGUCAAAUUAUGAAUAAUAACACAACAUUAGAAAGUUAAAACAUUUCUUUUUUGAGACCCGAUUUCUUUAUUUCUCAGUUGAUCUUCUUCGUUGGACACAUUUUGGUGUACUACUUAUCAUUAUUACAUUUUGGACUGUCCCAAGAUGUAACAAAUAUUCAAACCUUUGCUCGAGUCAUUACAAUCAAUAAUAUUGAAAUAGAAAUCUGUGACACCAUUUUUAACCACACAUAUGACAUUGUGAGGACCAGAGCAACCUUAAACAUAUUAUAUUCAUUGAAGAUAUUUGAUAUUGGACUGCUCUUCAAACACUUCCUUUUCUGUCUUGACAACCGUCCAUCUUACCACGACAUUUGUUCUCAAGAAGCAAAUCUCAUUUUAAAAGCAUGCCAAUGCAUUGUAACGCGCUCAUGGUUGCAGAAUUUUAGGUUUGGAAGCUGAGAGGAGUAGAAUCCGAUUGGAUAACUGCAACGUUUAAUUGUACUGUUUACAACAACGGAAAAAGCCACAACAAUCCAUUUGCACGCAAUCUUAAACCAGGCCCCUUUUCAAAAUUAUAAAAAGAGUUGUCCAAACCUUAUCUUCAUUGAUUUCACACAGUUUUUUUUCAGCUGGGUUACACCAACAUAGACCAAAGUGUGUCUUUGCCCAUUUCACGUAAAGUGCGUGCAUUUGAAGGAGGUUUGAGAGUAUCUCAAAGCAAGUUGCCAAAAGUCAAGCCGAGGAUGUUUGUGCCCAUUUUGACACCUACUUUUUAGUGUGUCUCAGAAUACGUGAAUAUUCACGGGACAGAGUGGUUGUGAUUAUUAUGAUUUCUUCAUUACCUUGGUGUGAUAGUUGCAGCUGCGUGAAGAUAAAGUUGUUGGCAUUGCUUACCUUAUGUCAAACAUUUAAUGGAAAUGCAUCAUCGUAAUCUAAAUAACAUGCAAUGUGGAAUGCUCAGAGAUCAUUCUUUUUAGAAUGCAUCUGUUUAUUUCAGAAAAAAGCACUCUUAUUUUUUUUAACAAUGUAAAU